AUGUCGUCGAAGCAUCACGUAUGUUAUGUCGAGGACGCAGAGGAGGAUUCUGGCAGCUCUCACGUUGAGGGUAUUGAGUCAACCCGUCGCUAUGCCGUCUCGGAGGCUCCUGUCAGCUCCUCCUACAAGGAGCGUCCCAACACUGGCAAAUCCCGCGGUGACAAGCGGUACUCCAACCGGAGAUCCGACUCGUCGCCAAGCGAUGGUUUAACCGACUCGGAGGAUUACCCUCGCCGAGAGGAACGCUCACGCCGAAACCCUGACCGUGAGGACCGCAACAAGGAACAACGUCGCAAGGAGCGGAAGCAGAAGGAAGCAGCCGUGCAACAGCAACGAAAAGUCCGCGCCGAUGCCAAACCAGCCAAGGAACGCGAGCCCAAGCCUGUCAGGAAGCAACGUCCCACAUCUCUUACUCAGUCCCGGACUGAGCCUGUCGUUCAGCAAUACCGUCGAGGCCAUGUCGAAGAUCCUUCGUGUUACGGCAUCCAGCAGCCUGCCGUCACAGGCCGCCCCCGCGCCCAGACCCGUCCCAACAGCUACUAUCCUGGCCAGGCCGGCACUCCUCCGAUUGCCCACGCCAGCUGGCAUCAUGCUCAGCACUCUCAGCCGUCCUUCCCUACAGGCUCUUUCCCACCACCGCCUGUCUAUCCCGGAGCACCGUCUCCUUCUGUAGUCGGCGUGCCACCCUCGCCUGGUUCUCAGCAUGGCGGCCCUGGGUUCUUCGAUAUGCCUUCGCAGGCUGCAAGUGCACAUCUCAGGGGUCGCUUUGAGCGACCUGCUUCAUCCAUUGGUUUCCGGCAGCCACCACCACCGUCUGCCUUUGGAUAUCCUCAGGAUGAGCCCGAAGAGGAGGCCGACCCUCGCCUCAUGAGACGUGCCUCUCGAUCCAAGAAGCAUCAGCAACAGCAAAAUGAGGAGGAUCGCAGGGCUAUGCCGCCCCCUGCUGCCAUCCCGCGGCCCAAGUCCGCAUUGCCGCCAACCACUCCGUUCCGACCACCUCCUCAGCAAAUGUUGUCUCGGUCGAAGCCCCGAACUCCCUCGCGGCCUCCGACUACCACUCGUAGCCGUGUUGGGUUUGCUGAUCAGCGAGGUUUCGAUGACGAGGAUCUUGCAAGCAACGCCGAUCUGUUCCAAGACAUGUCUCCUGAGCCCAACUACAACCAUCGCAGCCAAGCCUUGACCCGUACUCGACGUCCCUCUGUCGCCUACGAGCAGCCCGGUGUCGACAUCAUGCCUGCUCGGCGUCGCAGAGAGUCUUUCUAUGGACCCGGUCCUGACCGUGCCCUGGGCGGUGGAGGCGUGAGCCUUGAGGAGGACAAGUACAUGGACGCCUUGCGGUACCAGGACGACAUCAACGGUGGCCCAGCUAUGCCCCUGACUGCCGAGACCCUACGCAAGGCUAGCAACCCUCGCCUUACUGGUGGCAGCAGCCGUUCGACACGGAGCAGGAGCAGUGAUAGCCGUGACGAGAGCGAGUACAAGCGAAGCAACACGACUGGUCUCACUCGGUCUUCAUCCAGCGACACCGACAACCUCACCAUCAAAGUCUCAGGCUCAGCCGUCGUACGAGUGCCGGGUGCCGAGAUCCAGUGCGCUGACGGAGGCGAGAUUACCUUUACCAGCCGAAGUGGCGGUUCUCGUGUCGGUAGUGACCGGGCCAGCACCAUCUACCAGAUCGAGGACGUCAGGGCCCGGCCGGAACAGAAGGCUCUGCCUUACAGGGCUCGCGCUCCUAGUCAGUCAGACUCGCACCGCAACUACGCCCCGAGCCAUGCCCCCUACGACCCGACAUUUGCCCACGACGACUACAUUUACUGA
Messenger RNA from Fusarium keratoplasticum, 1818 nucleotides. RefSeq lists its product as uncharacterized. The record is from RefSeq and is a predicted model, not a curated record. The coding region runs from base 1 to 1818 and encodes 605 amino acids. The transcript has a single exon. NCBI's taxonomy places the organism in Eukaryota, Fungi, Ascomycota, Sordariomycetes, Hypocreales, Nectriaceae.